Molecule: messenger RNA, 6103 nt
Organism: Acipenser ruthenus (sterlet)
Lineage: Eukaryota; Metazoa; Chordata; Actinopteri; Acipenseriformes; Acipenseridae
Product: mitogen-activated protein kinase 11-like
Exons: 12
Coding region: 304-1389 (361 amino acids)
Biological process (GO): protein phosphorylation; intracellular signal transduction
Cellular component (GO): cytoplasm; nucleus
Molecular function (GO): ATP binding; MAP kinase activity
Source: RefSeq, a predicted model, not a curated record
UGCAACAAUCUGAAAGCUGUACACCAGCGGGGCACGGUAGCGGUUUCAUUCAUCGUAAUGCUAAUCAGGAGACCACUCCUUCUAGCUUUAUCUCUCUCUCACUGACUAUACAAGCCCUGCCCCUCUCUCUCUCUCUGCUCGUGUCUGGAAGUCCCGAAUCAACAACGAGCUUCCUCCCCUAACCGGAGCAUCGUCACCGCUAUCCCGCCGGACAGCAGAACCGGCCGGUGCUUUCAGAACCGGGACACGCAGUCUGCAGCCGUCGUAGAGACACGCUGUGGGACCGCCGAGGAGUAAGAGACCAUGACGGCCAGAGCCGGCUUCUACCGGCAAGAGCUGAACAAGACGGUGUGGGAGGUUCCCGAGCGGUACCAGAACCUCACCCCGGUCGGGUCGGGGGCCUAUGGCUCAGUCUGCUCUGUCUAUGAUGUGAAGCUGCGUCAGAAGGUGGCCGUGAAGAAGCUGUCACGCCCGUUCCAGUCUCUGAUCCACUCGAGACGCUCCUACAGAGAGCUGCGACUCCUCAAGCACAUGAACCACGAGAACGUGAUCGGGUUACUGGAUGUGUUCUCACCAGCCACCUCGCUGGAUAACUUCAAUGAAGUGUACCUUGUAACGAAUCUGAUGGGUGCCGAUCUGAACAACAUCGUGAAGUUCCAGAGACUCUCAGACGAGCACGUCCAGUUCCUCAUCUACCAGCUGCUCCGCGGGCUCAAGUACAUCCAUUCAGCCGGACUGAUUCACAGAGACCUGAAGCCCAGCAAUGUGGCUGUGAAUGAAGACUGUGAGCUCCGGAUCCUCGACUUCGGUCUGGCUCGGCAGACGGACGAUGAGAUGACAGGCUACGUGGCGACGCGGUGGUACCGGGCCCCGGAGAUCAUGCUCAACUGGAUGCACUAUAACCAGACCGUGGAUAUCUGGUCUGUGGGCUGCAUCAUGGCGGAGCUGCUGAAGGGGAAGGCACUGUUUCCAGGAAAUGACUACAUCGACCAGUUGAAGAGGAUAAUGGAGGUGGUGGGGACGCCGAGUCCAGAUCUGCUCAAGAAAAUUUCCUCUGAACACGCCAGGAAGUACAUCGAGUCACUGCCCUACAUGCCCCAGCAGGACCUGGAGGAGAUGUUCAGGGGAGCCAACCCUCUGGCUGUAGACUUGCUGAAGCGCAUGCUGGUUCUGGACUGUGACGGGCGCGUGGCGGCUGCCGAGGCGCUCUCUCAUCCGUACUUCUCUCAGUAUCACGACCCGGACGACGAGCCCGAGGCAGAGCCCUACGACGAGACCUUGGAGAGCAAGCAGCGCACCCUGGAGGAGUGGAAAGAGCUCACAUUUCAGGAGAUGAACAGCUUCAAACCACCAAGCAGCAAAAAGGAGGGUCUGCAGAUCGAGCAUUGAGACCAGAAACUGGAGAGAGUGUGAGCGAGAGGGGAGGAGAGGAGAGCGAGGGAGGAGAGGAGAGCAAGGUUAGGGUGUGUGUGUGUGUGCACAUAGGGAGGAGAGAGGUUAGAGAGGAUAGUGUCAGGUUAGGGUGUGUGUGUGUGUGUCUGCACGGGGAGGGUGUAGAUUCAGGUCUGUUGGUGUGGGGGGGUAUUAUUGUUAGGUGUGGAGGGUGUGGAGGGGGCUGUUUCUGAGUGUCAGUGUUCUGUGUUAGAGGGAUCGGAUCCAGCUAAGAGGGUGUGGAGGGGGCUGUUUCUUAGUGUCAGUGUUCUGGGUUAGAGGGAUCGGAUCCAGCUAAGAGAGUGUGGAGGGGGCUGUUUCUGAGUGUCAGUGUUCUGGGUUAGAGGGAUAGUGUCUCAUAUUGUCUGUCAGUCUGUUCUCAGUUGCAGUUAUAGUUUAGGGCACAAGUUUCUCUCCUGCCCCCCCCCCCCCCCACCCUCUGUUUACAAAAAAAGAAAAGAAGGCCUGUUCCUAAUCCUGGAAGUAGAAAUACCGGCUCGAUACUUCCUACCUGUGCAGUCCUUGUACUGCUGGCUGGCUGCCUUCAUUCUUCACCACCAGCCCGCCCCUGCUGUGCUGCUGAUGAAGAGAGACAGUCCCUGCGCGCGCCGGAGACGGGACUCAAGCCGAGUGGCAGCGGGGAUCUCUCUGGGCCUGUGACUGUGUUUAAAUGAAGGACACGUGCAAACAUACAGCUGGCUUUACUAGUUUUUGAUAGCAUUGAUACUGUGUGUUUGUUUUGUCCUGGGGAGAAGCGAUAGUAAAUCUGUCUCCUCCAGUUUGUACAGCAGCUCCCUGCAGGUGUGGUGGCCCUGCCUCAUGCUGUACUGGACUGGACACUACAGAGCUUGACAUCGCUGCCUGUCUGCCUGUCUGUCUGCCUGUCUGCCUGUCUGUCUGUCUGUCUGCCUGCCUGCCUGUCUGUCUGUCUGUCUGUCUGUCUGCCUGCCUGUCUGUGUGUCUGUCUGUCUGUCUGCCUGUCUGUGUGUCUGCCUGCCUGUGUGUCUGUCUGUCUGUCUGUCUGCCUGCCUGCCUGCCUGCCUGCCUGCCUGUCUGUGUCUGUCUGUUUGUUUGUCUGUUUGUCUGCCUGUCUGUCUGUCUGUCUGUCUGCCUGCCUGCUUGUGUCUGUGUGUCUGCCUGUCUGUCUGUCUGUCUCUGUCUGUCUGUCUGUCUUUUUGUCUGUCUGUCUGUCUGUCUGCCUGUGUGUCUGUCUGUCUGUCUGUCUGUGUGUGUGUCUGUCUGUUUGUUUGUCUGUCUGUCUGCCUGUCUGUCUGCAGCUCAAGUUGUCACGGCACACAGUCCCCACAUGGCAGUAUAAUGUAUUGUGCCUCACAAAUCUGAUUCUGAAUAUGUGACAAUGAAUUAAGUGGCAAAAACUUAUUAAAGUAUUUAAAAAAUAUAGUUUGGAAUAUACUCUGCAAGACUAACAUAUUCCAAUAUGAUGCGGUUAUAUUUCACUAUGUCGCCAUUCUGAAUGUAUUGUGGAAAUGUCUUCCACGUGAACGGAGCAGGUUGGAAUUGUUUGAGUCAGGCAUGCAGGGGUUAAAUUGUCUGUUGAGAGAAUAAACAGCCAGACUGGGCUCUGAGUCUGUGGAAUCCACUCUACAGGACCUGUACUGUACAGACUGGGCUCUGAGUCUGUGGAAUCCACUCUACAGGACCUGUACUGUACAGGCUGGGCUCUGAGUCUGUGGAAUCCACUCUACAGGACCUGUACUGUACAGGCUGGGCUCUGAGUCUGUGGAAUCCACUCUACAACCUGUACUGUACAGAUUGGGCUCUGAGUCUGUGGAAUCCACUCUACAGGACCUGUACUGUACAGGCUGGGCUCUGAGUCUGUGGAAUCCACUCUACAACCUGUACUGUACAGGCUGGGCUCUGAGUCUGUGGAAUCCACUCUACAACCUGUACUAUACAGGCUGGGCUCUGAGUCUGUGGAAUCCACUCUACAACCUGUACUGUACAGGCUGGGCUCGGAGUCUGUGGAAUCCACUCUACAGGACCUGUACUGUACAGACUGAGCUCUGAGUCUGUGGAAUCCACUCUACAGGACCUGUACUGUACAGACUGGAUCUAUGGAAGGAAGCCUGCACUUGUACAGUCUCAUCCUUUAACAGUCUCUCAUGUGACAUGGAUAUUCUUAUGUCUCAAUGUGCUGGUCAGCGCUGCGUUCAUUUUGUGUAGUUUUUAAAUACCGGUGCCUUGAAGCAGCAGACUGUGAGCCCCUGGGUUUCAAACAGCCCUGGAGAGGUGCACAGGUGUUUCAUUAGCUUUCUGCACUGUGAGGAGCUGAGGGCUGGGUUUCAAACAGCCCUGGAGAGGUGCAGGAGUGUUUCAUUAGCUUUCUGCACUGUGAGGAGCUGAGGGCUGGGUUUCAAACAGCCCUGGAGAGGUGCAGGAGUGUUUCAUUAGCUUUCUGCACUGUGAGGAGCUGAGGGCUGGGUUUCAAACAGCCCUGGAGAGGUGCAGGAGUGUUUCAUUAGCUUUCUGCACUGUGAGGAGCUGAGGGCUGGGUUUCAAACAGCCCUGGAGAGGUGCACGAGUGUUUCAUUAGCUUUCUGCACUGUGAGGAGCUGAGGGCUGGGUUUCAAACAGCCCUGGAGAGGUGCAGGAGUGUUUCAUUAGCUUUCUGCACUGUGAGGAGCUGAGGGCUGGGUUUCAAACAGCCCUGGAGAGGUGCAGGAGUGUUUCAUUAGCUUUCUGCACUGUGAGGAGCUGAGGGCUGGGUUUCAAACAGCCCUGGAGAGGUGCAGGAGUGUUUCAUUAGCUUUCUGCACUGUGAGGAGCUGAGGGCUGGGUUUCAAACAGCCCUGGAGAGGUGCACGAGUGUUUCAUUAGCUUUCUGCACUGUGAGGAGCUGAGGGCUGGGUUUCAAACAGCCCUGGAGAGGUGCACGAGUGUUUCAUUAGCUUUCUGCACUGUGAGGAGCUGAGGGCUGGGUUUCAAACAGCCCUGGAGAGGUGCACGAGUGUUUCAUUAGCUUUCUGCACUGUGAGGAGCUGAGGGCUGGGUUUCAAACAGCCCUGGAGAGGUGCACGAGUGUUUCAUUAGCUUUCUGCACUGUGAGGAGCUGAGGGCUGGGUUUCAAACAGCCCUGGAGAGGUGCACGAGUGUUUCAUUAGCUUUCUGCACUGUGAGGAGCUGAGGGCUGGGUUUCAAACAGCCCUGGAGAGGUGCACGAGUGUUUCAUUAGCUUUCUGCACUGUGAGGAGCUGAGGGCUGGGUUUCAAACAGCCCUGGAGAGGUGCACGAGUGUUUCAUUAGCUUUCUGCACUGUGAGGAGCUGAGGGCUGGGUUUCAAACAGCCCUGGAGAGGUGCAGGAGUGUUUCAUUAGCUUUCUGCACUGUGAGGAGCUGAGGGCUGGGUUUCAAACAGCCCUGGAGAGGUGCAGGAGUGUUUCAUUAGCUUUCUGCACUGUGAGGAGCUGAGGGCUGGGUUUCAAACAGCCCUGGAGAGGUGCACGAGUGUUUCAUUAGCUUUCUGCACUGUGAGGAGCUGAGGGCUGGGUUUCAAACAGCCCUGGAGAGGUGCACGAGUGUUUCAUUAGCUUUCUGCACUGUGAGGAGCUGAGGGCUGGGUUUCAAACAGCCCUGGAGAGGUGCACGAGUGUUUCAUUAGCUUUCUGCACUGUGAGGAGCUGAGGGCUGGGUUUCAAACAGCCCUGGAGAGGUGCACGAGUGUUUCAUUAGCUUUCUGCACUGUGAGGAGCUGAGGGCUGGGUUUCAAACAGCCCUGGAGAGGUGCACGAGUGUUUCAUUAGCUUUCUGCACUGUGAGGAGCUGAGGGCUGGGUUUCAAACAGCCCUGGAGAGGUGCACGAGUGUUUCAUUAGCUUUCUGCACUGUGAGGAGCUGAGGGCUGGGUUUCAAACAGCCCUGGAGAGGUGCACGAGUGUUUCAUUAGCUUUCUGCACUGUGAGGAGCUGAGGGCUGGGUUUCAAACAGCCCUGGAGAGGUGCACGAGUGUUUCAUUAGCUUUCUGCACUGUGAGGAGCUGAGGGCUGGGUUUCAAACAGCCCUGGAGAGGUGCACGAGUGUUUCAUUAGCUUUCUGCACUGUGAGGAGCUGAGGGCUGGGUUUCAAACAGCCCUGGAGAGGUGCACAGGUGUUUCAUUAGCUUUCUGCACUGUGAGGAGCUGAGGGCUGGGUUUCAAACAGCCCUGGAGAGGUGCAGGAGUGUUUCAUUAGCUUUCUGCACUGUGAGGAGCUGAGGGCUGGGUUUCAAACAGCCCUGGAGAGGUGCAGGAGUGUUUCAUUAGCUUUCUGCACUGUGAGGAGCUGAGGGCUGGGUUUCAAACAGCCCUGGAGAGGUGCAGGAGUGUUUCAUUAGCUUUCUGCACUGUGAGGAGCUGAGGGCUGGGUUUCAAACAGCCCUGGAGAGGUGCACGAGUGUUUCAUUAGCUUUCUGCACUGUGAGGAGCUGAGGGCUGGGUUUCAAACAGCCCUGGAGAGGUGCAGGAGUGUUUCAUUAGCUUUCUGCACUGUGAGGAGCUGAGGGCUGGGUUUCAAACAGCCCUGGAGAGGUGCAGGAGUGUUUCAUUAGCUUUCUGCACUGUGAGGAGCUGAGGGCUGGGUUUCAAACAGCCCUGGAGAGGUGCACGAGUGUUUCAUUAGCUUUCUGCACUGCGAGGAGCUGAGGGCUGGGUUUCAAACAGCCCUGGAGAGGUGCACGA